This is a messenger RNA of Chaetura pelagica (chimney swift), 975 nucleotides long. It is a transcript of the gene NECAB3, whose product is annotated as N-terminal EF-hand calcium binding protein 3. The transcript is spliced from 13 exons. Gene Ontology annotation, biological process: regulation of amyloid precursor protein biosynthetic process. Gene Ontology annotation, molecular function: calcium ion binding. Gene Ontology annotation, cellular component: cytoplasm; Golgi cis cisterna; endoplasmic reticulum. The record is from RefSeq and is a predicted model, not a curated record. NCBI's taxonomy places the organism in Eukaryota, Metazoa, Chordata, Aves, Apodiformes, Apodidae. The coding region runs from base 1 to 975 and encodes 324 amino acids.
AUGCAGGAGCAGAUUUUCCGGCGAGCCGACAAGAACGAUGAUGGGAAGCUGUCAUUUGAGGAGUUCAAGAACUAUUUUGCUGAUGGGAUCCUGAGCUCGGAGGAGCUGUGGGAGUUGUUCAGUGGCAUUGACAGGCGUCAUUCAGAUAACGUGGAUACAGAGAAACUGUGUGAUUAUUUCUCAGCAUAUCUGGGAGAAUACAGGAAUGUGCUUUCUGCCCUGGAAGCCCUCAACUCUGCAGUCCUGGCAGCCAUGGACAAGACCAAGCUGAGGUACGAGACUUCCUCGAAGAUGGAGCAGUUCCUGACCCGUUUCCUGCUGCGGGAGACCAUGCACCAGCUGCAGUCCCUGCAGGCCUCGCUGGAGUGUGCUGUGGACACCGUGGAGGAGCAGGCGGGACUGGAGAGAAAGGAGGUGCAGAAAUCUGAGACCUCGGUUGGCCUGAGGUCAGGGAGACGAUGCGGACGCAGGGGGCAGAAGAACAUCCGUCUGUCUCCAACGGACCCUUAUUCUGGGAUGCUCACUACAGGUGUUUGUGUCCAAGACAACAGCCAGUGGAUGGCACAGAUCAAUCAGCUCCAGCAGCUCAUCGAGAAACUGGAGUGCAAGAGCCCACGCCUGGAGCCACUGAAGGAGGAGGAGAUGUGCAAAGGAAGAGAUGAACACAUCCUGGUGGCCAAGAGGCAGAUCUCAGUGGCCACGGGCAGCAUCGAGAAGUUCCGCCAGGCGCUCAGGUCCUACACGGAGGGCACGGCCGGGCAGAGCUGCUGCCUGCAUGUGUCUGCCUGCAAGCUGACAGAUGAGGCCUGCUUCAUCCUUUAUGAGUUCUGGCAGGAUGUGACUUCGUGGAGAAGCCACUUGCAGUCCAGCUGCAGCAAGACUUUCCAGCAGGCCAUCAGCAGCUUGUUGGAGUCCCCAGAGCUGCUGACCACCAUGCUCUUCCCAGCAUCUUGGUGGAUCAUGAACAACAACUGA